Aethina tumida (small hive beetle) is the source of this 1913-nucleotide messenger RNA. RefSeq names its product proton-coupled folate transporter. Gene Ontology annotation, molecular function: transmembrane transporter activity. Gene Ontology annotation, biological process: transmembrane transport. Bases 336 to 1748 code for a protein of 470 amino acids. The record is from RefSeq and is a predicted model, not a curated record. NCBI's taxonomy places the organism in Eukaryota, Metazoa, Arthropoda, Insecta, Coleoptera, Nitidulidae. Gene Ontology annotation, cellular component: membrane. The transcript has 7 exons.
AACUAAAAUGGGUUGAGUAUGUUAAGAAUUCACUAAUAAUCCUUUAUGAUAUUAUGAUACCAUUACGUACAAUUAUUAUGUUUCUGUUGUAGAAAUCAAAAAAUAUGUGCGACUAGUUUUUGCGUAUUUAUUAAUUGCAGAAUACAUCAAUUAUCUAAAUUAAUCACACGACCUUGAUGCAUAUAACUUUUUUGUAUAACAGACAAAGGAAAUCACCACAAAACAUUAUUUUAAGCAUUUAUCAAUGCACUCAUACCCAAUGACAACUCAGCAAAUCUUGCCUUACUGACCUCUCAUAACAACAAACACAGCCCAUGAGAUUUGACUAAUUCAAGAUGAUUUGUGUUAAUGGACAUGUUAGAAUUGAAAUCAUCAUUGUUAUUAUAUUCUUUUGUUUUAUGUUAACUGAUUCAGUUUUCACAAAUUUUAUAAUCUAUCGAACAUGUUAUGUUUCAAUGGGCUACAAUCAAACUGAAUGUGCCUUACUGGGGAGCAAAAAUAAAGAUGCCCAAACUGCAAAGUUAGAAGAACUAGUGGAGCCUAAGGCUGCAGUUAUUAACAUGACCCGGUCUUUUACAGAGAACUGUAUUACAGCCUUAUUUUGUCUAUUUGUCGGUCCUUGGUCUGAUAAGUUUGGUAGAAAGCCACUUAUUCUAAGUCCAUUGCUGGGGUAUACUUUGGGAUUUUUAGCCUUAGUUGUGAUUAGCCUUUUUCCCAAUGCCUCACCAUGGUAUUUUGUCAUAUCUUCCCUUCCAGUAUGUAUGACUGGAGGUGUGCCUACAUUUAUAACUGGUGUUCUGUCACAUAUCACUGAUGUUACCACUCCUGCAAACAGGGGCAUGCGGAUGGGUAUUUUUGAAGCAAUGAUAGGAAUAGGAAUAUUUUUAGGCAAUAUUUGUAGCUCAUAUGCAUUUUAUGCAUUAGGGUAUACUGCUGUUUUUGGCAUUGCAACUAGUUGUUGCUGUUUAUCUUUAUUAAUGAGCUAUUUCUUUGUACCUGAAACAUUAGAAAAUAAAGAAACAGAGGGAUAUUUCAGAGGUUUCUUCAACGCAUCUAACAUUGUAGACAUGUUCAAGUCCACAUUUAAGAGACGCGAGAACUUUGAUAGGGCAAUUAUACUUCUAAGUAUACUUUUAUUAACCAUUUAUAUUUUUCUCAUUAAUGGCGAUGGAUCUGUGGUAUUUUUGUAUCUAAGAGAAAAAUUUCAAUGGACACUAGAACAUUACACGUUAUUUAACAGUGCGGGCAAUACUGUGUGGAUUUUGGGUACCAUUUUUGGUAUCUACUUCCUGCACAAGUUACUUAAUAUAACAGAAAGUGUGCUAAUCUUGGUAGGUUUUUUAUCAAUGUGCAACGGACAUUUAAUUGCUGGGUUCGCCACACAAGACUGGCAUAUUUAUAUGGCAAGUGCAGUUAAAUGUUUGGGAGGAGUACUUAGUCCAAUGACGAGAUCUUUAGUGUCGAAAUUGGUACCUGCCGAAGAAAUUGGCAAAAUAUUCGGUAUGAUUAUCACUUCAGAGUCACUAUUUGGAAUUUUAGGAUCUCCAAUAUACACAUUAAUUUAUAAUAGUACUAUUAAGAAGGAUCCGUCCAUUUUCUGUUUUGUUACUGCUGGCAUCUACUUAUUUGAAGUAAUAAUUACGAUGAUUAUUAUCAUUCUUCAAUUACGUAGACUUCGACAUAACUAUAAUCGGUUAAAUAACGAGGAGGUUAAUGGUGACAUUGCCACAUCCUCUGGAAAUACAUAAUAUAUUAUUUUACAAUAUAUUGUAAAUUUUAUUUUAUUAAUCUCAAUUAUUGUAAAUAUUAGUAAAUAUAGUACAAUUGUAAAAUUUGUUAAAAAUAUUGUGAUAUUAAAUAAGAAGGGAGAGCAACAAAAUAUAUAUGCAAAUAUAUAACAAUUUAUUCAAAAA